Arabidopsis arenosa is the source of this 1558-nucleotide messenger RNA. Lineage: Eukaryota; Viridiplantae; Streptophyta; Magnoliopsida; Brassicales; Brassicaceae. The record is from the annotation of a GenBank genome assembly.
GUUAGUAUCUAUCUCAUUUCAUCUUCUUUCUUCGACAAUUCGUUCAUCACGAAGCCAAAGAUAUUUCUCCAUCACGAUCAUAGCCAUGACGGUGCUUUCGUCUGCAGAUCGAGCUAGUACUGAGAAGAAGGUGAAGAGUUCAUAUUUUGAUUUGCCGCCUAUGGAAAUGUCUGUAGCAUUUCCUCAAGCAACUCCAGCUUCUACAUUUCCACCGUGCACUUCAGACUAUUAUCAUUUCAAUGAUUUGUUGACUCCGGAGGAACAAGCCAUCCGGAAGAAAGUGAGGGAGUGCAUGGAGAAAGAAGUUGCCCCGAUAAUGACUGAGUACUGGGAGAAAGCAGAAUUUCCAUUCCAUAUCACUCCAAAGCUUGGGGCUAUGGGUGUUGCUGGUGGCUCGAUCAAGGGUUAUGGAUGUCCUGGCCUAUCCAUCACCGCCAAUGCAGUUGCCACUGCAGAAAUAGCUAGAGUUGAUGCAAGUUGUUCGACUUUUAUUUUGGUGCAUUCUUCUUUGGGCAUGCUCACUAUUGCACUUUGUGGAUCAGAAGCGCAGAAGGAGAAGUAUUUACCUUCUUUGGCUCAAUUGAAUACCGUGGCUUGUUGGGCUUUGACAGAGCCCGACAAUGGAAGCGAUGCAAGUGGUCUAGGAACGACUGCCACAAAGGUUGAAGGAGGUUGGAGAAUUAAGGGACAAAAGCGUUGGAUUGGAAACAGCACCUUUGCAGAUCUGUUGAUCAUCUUUGCUAGGAAUACAACAACUAACCAAAUCAACGGAUUCAUAGUCAAGAAAGAUGCGCCUGGCCUAAAGGCUACUAAGAUCCCAAAUAAAAUAGGUUUACGUAUGGUUCAAAAUGGAGAUAUUCUACUACAGAAUGUCUUUGUUCCAGAUGAGGAUCGGUUACCUGGGGUAAAUUCUUUUCAGGACACCAGCAAGGUCCUGGCUGUCUCACGUGUAAUGGUGGCCUGGCAGCCAAUCGGCAUAUCAAUGGGAAUCUACGAUAUGUGUCACAGGUAUCUGAAGGAGAGGAAACAGUUUGGAGCACCGUUGGCUGCUUUCCAGUUAAACCAACAGAAGCUUGUGCAGAUGCUGGGUAAUGUUCAAGCGAUGUUUCUAAUGGGUUGGCGCCUCUGCAAGCUAUAUGAGACUGGUCAGAUGACUCCAGGUCAAGCCAGUUUAGGAAAGGCAUGGAUUACAUCUAAAGCGAGGGAAACUGCUUCGCUAGGUCGGGAAUUACUUGGUGGGAAUGGAAUUCUAGCAGAUUUUCUGGUGGCAAAGGCAUUCUGUGACCUUGAACCUAUUUACACAUACGAAGGGACUUAUGAUAUAAACACCUUAGUAACAGGGAGGGAAGUAACGGGUCUUGCGAGUUUCAAACCGGCUACACGGAGCCGUCUCUAAGUUAAAAGGUUGUGCAGUGUUUGUUGUUGCUGCUGGUUAGUAUUGAUAUUGUAAUGUGGGGUUUACAUCUACAAAUGUGCCAAAUAAUCUGACCUUAAAAAAUUUAGGGUCCAAUGGGGGAAUAAUAUUCGUUGCUACUUGCAAUACAUAAUCCAUAUGUUA